AUGACAAAGAAGAGCAGUGAAGGCUCCUUAAAUGGCACUGGAUUUAUGCUGGCGAGGACCUCACUGGAGCUCAAUGAGGAGGAUCCAUUAGAGGUCCCUGUAAACAAGAGAGACGGGGUCAAUAGUCCACAAAGUGUCAGCGAUUACUUAAAAGCCAAAUCCUCCAAUAGCAUUGAAGACGAGGUAGAAGUAGAAGUCACUCCUAUGUCCCAGGAGUUGGCGCAAGACUUCAAUUGUCACGCGGGCUCUCCGUGCAUGCUGCUUGAGCAGAGUCCUAAGGUUGAGCAGUAUAGAACUUCCAAAUGUGAAGCAACAGAACAGAGGUAGGAUUCAAGAAGUGGAAACAAGAGGUACGUGCAUGUUUAUAUGCUAACUCUUGGGAAGGGGGGGGUAAAUUUUUUUCAUUUUUUUCUGUUAAAUGCAUGAAACCUUUAUCAGAAGGUUGAGGCAGAGGGGAACAUGUAAUGGAUUGUAACAGGAGAAAUAUAUACACAAUGAAUCAGACAAAGAUUCGAACCCGUGUACCCUGAAUGUCCAGUCAUAUCUACUGACUGAGCUUUCUGGCUUCAUGGGUCACAUCCAUCUGCCUGCCAAAGCCCUUCCCCCUUAAGGUUUUCAGACCUCAUAGACAUCAACCCUGGGGUCUUUCCUGACUAUUCCAAGGCCUGCUCACAGUACCAAACAUAACGGGAGGGGAAGAAAAUGUAAUGAACCAGACUGGGAAUUUAAGGCAGUCUUAAUUUCCAGUCAUUUAAUUGCUUUACCCUCUCAGCAGUCUGGUGUCUGGCAACCGAACCUGCCUCAUUGCCACAAGUUGAAAUUUCAGUAACUCAUAUUUAAUUACAUGUACUCUUAAAAUUUAAAAUUACAUAAGAAGGGGGGCUGUUUUAAAUGGCCACUUUAA
This is a messenger RNA of Saccostrea cuccullata (small rock oyster), 904 nucleotides long. RefSeq lists its product as uncharacterized. The record is from RefSeq and is a predicted model, not a curated record. The coding region runs from base 1 to 327 and encodes 108 amino acids. Lineage: Eukaryota; Metazoa; Mollusca; Bivalvia; Ostreida; Ostreidae. The transcript is spliced from 5 exons.